UUUUUUUGCUCUACAGAAAUGCUUGGAUUUUGGGUUACAAAAAAAAAAACAAAUUUACAAAAAUUUAAGUUCGGGGGUUUUAUGUUUUCAGAAAGCAUUAAUGGUGUUUGGUUUAAUUAUGCAAAGUCCCCCUCUAGUGGAGAAAUGUUUUUUUUUUUUUUUUUUUUUUAAAAGCACUGACCCCACUUUUUUCCACAAUAGCUACAAGUAUGACAUAACCUUGUGAUCUCCCCACAGUGUAAAUGAAAUCCUGUAGUGAGGGGAACCCCUUUCAUUCGACCACAAAGGUCCCUCUGUGUCCUUCGACGCGCUCCACAUUGCCGCAGCACUGUUGUAAUCACCAUGAGAAAGCCCUGAUUCAGCUCUUGAUACGGUGUUCCUUUCUGUGAGCUUUAAGUCUAAAUAAAACCCACGAGAUCUAGUUGUACCAGUGUCAUCUUAUCCUCAACUCAGAAAGCUGUGUAUGCAAAAAACUAGGCCUAAAUGACAAAUUCUGCAUAUUGAUAUUUUACUUGGCUAUAAUUUACAGAAACAUUUUUUAAAAAUGUAUACAGUCAAAAUUGCACAGGCUAACAUUUUUUACAGUAGUGGCCAAAAUAUGUAGUUUACCUUAAGGGGGCGCUCGACCGCUUACUUAAGUGAGCUCAACUGGGUCGCAUAAAUCUCGUGAGAUUUAGUCUCAGAGACAUAUCAAAGGUAUCACUUAACUUUAGUCAUUUCCAAGCAUUUCUGUAUUCAUUCGUACAAACAGCAAUACUCAGCAAUCCCUCUGAAAUAUUUUUUUUUAUAAAUUCUCAUAUGUACAAAUGACUGCGUCUUCGUCCCGAUGUGCACAUUAUCCGUCCUAAAUCCUAUGUGAUAUCAGUAAUUUAGGGUAGACGGGGUGGAUGGUGUGCGCUUUGGGACGCAGGAAGCGAUUGGGGGAAGCCUAGCCAGCGCGGAGAAAAGUAACGGGUACCACGUGAACCCGACAUACAAAAACAGCUUCGGAAUCGUUCUGUAUAAUAAUUAACACUCGAAAAAGACAUCGAAAUACGUAAAUAGCCUUUAAAUAUAAUAUGCACAACUGAACAAGUAAGAGUAAGAUUUAUUUUUCGAAUUCAUUAAUUAUGAUAAAGCGCUACGUUCUGUCCCUUUUCUUAUCCUCCCGUUUUGUUCUAGUUACUCAAUUUCAUUAGUGAAUAUUUAAAAUAAUAUAUAUUCCCAGCAGACCAUAAUCGAGGAAGACCGGGACCUACUGUGCGUCACCGCCAGCGCGCGUCCCCGCCUUUAGCUACGUACUGUCGCCCUCCCCGCUUAAUAACGGACAGCUACUUCCUAGCUCCCAGUCAAAUAGCCUCUAUUUUACCGUGGUCUGAAGACUCGAGGCUCGCAUAGCUAUGCGCCGUACAAUAUAGCCGGCUAUUGUUCAGCGCAGCUCUGCACGCGCCGGUGUUUACAGACUCUCGCGAGCGGCGCGCGGGAUACCGACUCAGCCCUUUCGCUUUCGCCAUGGCGAGCGGCGCGCUCCACAGAUUCGUCCGCCUCUGUCGAUACCUGCAGGACCCCUGCCAUGUCGCCCGAUUCCAGCAGUUCUGCGGCGUCCGCGGGACGUUUCCUAAGAAACAGACCGAGGCCGGCGAGACGCUCGGGGUCAACGGUGCUUGCGGGGGUCAGUGCGGAGACUCGGCGCGCGGACUUCCGGGCCAGAGGCUAAGAAAAAGUUUAAACGCUGAUGAAAACGUUGAACGGGACGAGCGUUCCGCUAACGGACCCUCGGGGCGAGACGCGGAGAGGGACUCCAAAGGCACAGUGAAGCCUUUGCGGAGGAACUCGUUGACCGGUGAUGUUGGCCAGGAGUUCAUCAUCGAGAACAGGUUUCUCUUUUACCUCUUCACCGUCGGAACCGAGCUCGGCAACGAGAUGUUCUUCAUCGUGUUCUUCCCCUUCUUGAUGUGGAACGUCGACCCCUAUGUGAGCCGCCAGCUGAUCGUGGUGUGGGCCUGGGUGCUGUUUCUCGGACAGUCCACCAAAGACCUGGUUCGCUGGACCCGUCCCGCCUCUCCUCCUGUGGUCAAAGUAGAGGUUUUCUACAACACGGAGUACAGCAUGCCCUCCACACACGCCAUGUCCGGCACCGCGCUGCCCUUCUGUCUCUUCCUGCUCACGUGCAGCCGGUGGCAGUACCCAUUCAUGUUUGGACUGAGCAUUGCUUUGUUUUGGAGUGUCCUCGUGUGCAUCAGCAGGAUUUAUAUGGGCAUGCACUCUGUCCUGGAGGUGAUCACGGGCUUCCUCUACAGUGUGCUCAUCCUGGCGGUCCUUCACCCCAUGCUGCAUGACAUCGACACGUUCUACCUGUCCCACAGCUUUGCCCCUCUGGUCGUCCUGCUUGUGCAUGUAGGCUUCAGCCUGGUGGCCUUCUCGCUGGACUCAUGGAGCACCUCCCGUGGCGACACGGCCCAGGCGUUGGCCACAGCUGCCGGAGCCGCUUUGGCUUGCCGUCUGAACUACCAGCUGGGUCUGCAGCCAGAUCCCCCCGAAGAAGCUCUCCCUCUCACCUUGCCCCUGAUCGACGGGGCCUUACUGACCCGCUCCAUCAUGCGGCUCCUGGUAGGAGUGGCUGUGCUUCUAGCUGUCAGGGCUGCUAUGAAGGCGGUGGCGAUCCCGCUGGCCUGCAGGAUCUUCGGCGUGCCGUCGGAUGACGUACGGAAGGCCAGGCAACACGCACACAUUGAACUGGCGUACCGGUUUUUGGUCUACGGCACAGUGGCCUACUGCUGCGUUUUUCUGGUGCCACUUCUCUUUGGCUUCCUUGGCUUAUCCUGAAGAAAAUCCCUCCGUUUAACCUUGUUAUUAUCCUCGUUUUUAUCCUAGCUUAACCUAUACAUGACCUGGACUAGUGAAGGUCCUCCGUUGUAGUCGAAACCAACAAACAUUUGGUUGCAAAUUUCACCAGCUUCAUUUCCAUGCUAAUUUAUUUCACUUGUUUUGUUCACAGAUUUUACCGAACUGAUGAAUUUGAACAGGGUUUUUUUGGCACAUUUGUUUUGCAUAUUCUUGAACGUGAGUGCGUGUCGCGUCAUGACCUUCAGAGGACCUGUUCAAAGCUCCCGACUCUUGAACGUCAAUGUUUAUAGCCAUUCUCAAAAAGCUUUCAAAUGUUUCCUACAUUUGUCUUCAGUAGAUUUCCUUCAGCAGACUGACACCCACCCAUCCAGGACCCUUGUGCUUUCUCUUGCUCAACAAUACAUUGGAUUGUUUCUCGCUGUACCGAUUUUGGCUCAGUCUGCUGUCCUUCACAUAAAUUUUUUGCAAAUUAAGUGAACAUCCUUGUCUCCUUGUCAUGGUUUUUCCUCAAGGGCUCGUUCUCAUAACAUUUUGUAAUUCUCUGUUCUUCCUGAGGCUUGUUUUUCUUCUCGGUGGGUCCAUUCCACUGCCGUGGCCCUAAUGGUUCAUUCAGUGUUUCAGGAAAGACUCUUAAACAUGAGAGGCAUAAAAAGUUGUUCUUAUCUAAAAAAAAAACUGGUUGAGUUCACUCCUCACAAUAGUGGCAAUGCAUUAAGAGAAUGAAGGGAGGGAACUUCCCGUCAGUAUGAAUGCUAUAUACAAGAACUUCCUGUGGAUGUGUUAGUCUGAAACCCAAGCCUGGAAAAGGCCGCUCUGAACAUGAAUGCAUCAUAUCUUUACCAUUGUCUUUGUCAAUGUAUUAUUUAUAUGCAUCAUUAUAGGAAUAGUGAGUGAAUAGCUCAGUAUUCUGAGCAAAACAAGUGGAUGUUUGUAAUAUUUCUGUUAGUGUUUCUCAUUUUCUUCAAGUUCUUUUUAAAGGGAUAUUUCACCCCAAAAUCUAAAUUAAUAAUUUACUUACCUUCAUGUUUCAAAAAGUGGAACUCAUUAAUUAUACUGUUUAAACUUUUUUUUAAAUAAUCUUCUCUUGUACCAUUUGUAAUUACAUGUGGGUGAAUCUUUUUUUUGUUGUUUUGAAGGAACUAUCACUUUUUGUAACAGUUGGCUAAAUUGGGAUGCUAAAAUUCAGAGCUGUCGAGUGCUGCAGGUAUUCUGCAUGUAUCCAUUUGACAUCCAUGUUAUCCCACACUGUAGUCUGGGGGAGAUGCAUUGAAAUCUUUUCUCCAGGAACACACUAAGUGUGAUUUUAUUUAAUAGUCUCAACUUGCUUGCUUUGUCCACUUGUCUGAGUUCACUGCAGUUUUAGCUUUUUAAAUAUGAUUGGGCAUGAUGACAUGGCUGAAGUAAAUCCGACAUAUAUUUUCUGAGUGUCAGUAUUAACCUAGGUAGUUGUUAUGUUGUCUUUGAACUAGUACUCUAUCCUUGCGGUAUAUUUUGUUAUUGUGUUCAGUUUCACAAGCAAAUGAUGUAAACCCAGUCGUGAAAGAACAUUCAUUGCUCAGAAACCCUAGUGCCUUGCAUCCUUAUUUUUCAGGGCAACUUUAUCCUCCAACUAGGCACAAGACACCACAGCUGUCUCUGUAAACAGUAUUGAUGGUGGAAAUAUUGUCAUGCAUCCAUAAUGUUCAUUUUGCAGAACUAAUAGUUGGUUAUGUAAUUGAAGGUUUUUCUGUUCACUUUUUUUUCUCACAUUUGAUGUGUAUCUACAGAUUUAUUUAAUGUGCUGUAUGUGGAAUUAUUACCGGGUUUCUGGUAACAUUUUUUUUUGAAGGUGACAUUUAUCUGUGCACCAAUAUUAAAUAAAGGAAACAGUUGUGAAUAUAUUCAAUUGUGGUCAGUUGUGCGAUAUAGUAAAUGUACCAUAACUGAAUGAUGAGCUGUUUUAUUUUACAGUGCACUGAGCUGAAGUGGAUAUCAUAUCACAGACGGUUGGAUGGUGUUUUAGGGUUUCCUGCGAGGAAAUGCAUUAUGAAUGAAGAUUGUACACCUUACCUGUGCUGAACUUCGAGCCGUUCAUGGUCAUCUACUCACAAACGUACUGUAUCUGUAGUACGGCUCCUAGUCUGCAAUGUUCUUGACAUUUUUCUGUUAUUAUUGUGAAUAAAAAACCAAUAUGAAUUACCACUA
Messenger RNA from Puntigrus tetrazona (Sumatra barb), 5010 nucleotides. RefSeq names its product sphingosine-1-phosphate phosphatase 1a (gene sgpp1a). Bases 1492 to 2805 code for a protein of 437 amino acids. Gene Ontology annotation, biological process: phospholipid dephosphorylation; sphingosine metabolic process. Gene Ontology annotation, cellular component: endoplasmic reticulum membrane. Lineage: Eukaryota; Metazoa; Chordata; Actinopteri; Cypriniformes; Cyprinidae. The transcript is spliced from 3 exons. Gene Ontology annotation, molecular function: sphingosine-1-phosphate phosphatase activity. The record is from RefSeq and is a predicted model, not a curated record.